Ipomoea nil (Japanese morning glory) is the source of this 1557-nucleotide messenger RNA. RefSeq names its product F-box only protein 6-like. Lineage: Eukaryota; Viridiplantae; Streptophyta; Magnoliopsida; Solanales; Convolvulaceae. The transcript is spliced from 2 exons. The record is from RefSeq and is a predicted model, not a curated record. Gene Ontology annotation, molecular function: protein binding. Bases 106 to 1521 code for a protein of 471 amino acids.
GUAUACGGUGAAUGCUAUUGAAGAGUCAUGAUCGAACUAACGGACCGUGCGACGUGUGGGAAAAGCAGCGCCCAAUUAUAUACCCCAUCGCACACGAACGCAUAAAUGAAAGCGCCACAAAAGUGCGGUAGAGGGCAUGGAAGGAUUGGCCAUGCCGAGCCAAGUAAGCAACUCGAGCUUCUGCACCUUUACGGCGCUUCUUCUUCUUCAUCUUCAUCUUCAUCUUCUUCUUCUUACCCCGUUUUUCAGCUUCAAUCUCCACUGCUACAAAACCCCAGGUGGUGUUUUCUGAAUCUUGAUCAUAGGUCUAUUGAGGAUAGUUGUUACGAUCUAACCAUGACUGCUGGAAAAUCUGAGAAUCUCAAAAUGUUGGAACCCGGUAAGCCUCCGCCAAAAAAGAGAGCAAGGAAGGGGCGAAGUCGGGGAAAAUCCACCGAGGUAAUGGACCAUCAUAUAUGGAAAGAAUUUCCAGAAGACCUGUUUGAAACUGUUGUGGCGAGGCUUCCUAUUGCCACAUUCUUCCGCUUUCGAUCAGUCUGCCGAAAGUGGAAUUCGAUGCUUAAUUCGCAGAGUUUCUCCCAGCAAUGCGCUGAAGUUCUGCGACUGCAUCCCUGGUUUUACACUCUCACUCGGGGAAACGUGAAUACCGGAGCCAUGUAUGACCCGGUGUCGAAGAAAUGGCAUCACCCCAUCAUUCCCGCUUUCCUGAACAAGUUAAUAGUCUUGCCGGUGGCUUCGGCCGGGGGCCUCGUCUGCUUUCUGGAUUUCAGGCGUAGGAGCUUCUACGUGUGUAACCCGCUCACCAAGUCUUGUAGGGAGUUGCCGUCGUCGAGGCCGGUGAAGGUGUGGUCCCGCAUGGCAGUCGGGAUGAGCAUGAACGAGAAAUCCCGAGGGGGUGGUUACAAGAUCCUGUGGGUGAACUGCGACGGGGAGUACGAAGUGUACGACUCGAGAGACGACCGUUGGAGUCCGGGCAGCGUGUCGUCGAACAUCAAGCUCCCGCUGGCGCUCCCGCUCGCGCUGAACUGCGAAUCCCAGACGGUCGCCCUCGGGAGCACGCUCUACUUCAUGCAUUCGGACCCGGACGGGAUCCUGUCCUACGACAUGGAUACCGGGGAGUGGAAGCAGUACGUAAUCCCGGUGCCCCUCCAUCUGAGCGACCACAUGCUGGCGGAGUGCGGGGGGCGGAUCAUACUCGUGGGGCUGCUGACGAAGAACGCGGCUGCUUGCGUGUGCAUUUGGGAGCUGCAGAAGAUGAUGCUGUUGUGGAAGGAGGUUGACAGAAUGCCAAAUGUAUGGUGCUUGGAGUUUUACGGGAAACAGGUUGGAAUGUCGUGUUUGGGUAACAAAGGUUUGCUUAUGUUGUCGCUGAGGUCUAGGCAAAUGAACCGCUUGGUAACCUACGAUUUCUCGACCAAGGAAUGGGUGAAGGUCCCUGGUUGCGUGGUGCCGCCGGGGAGAAAGAGGCAAUGGGUUGCUUCUGGCACUGCAUUUUAUCCAUCUUUUACAGCUCUGCCUUAACUAAUACCAUUGCCCUGUUUCCUUUUGUUUUUUCUU